AUGGGCAUAUACAAGCGCUGGAAACCUGCUCACCCACCUCCUGUACCCCAUCUCAGGAGGAUCGGUGUCGUCUGUGGUAGCGCAGACAAUGCUGAUGCACCCUCCCUCAACCAUCCGUCAUCGGUGUUGUCUCCUCUCCAUGACCGCAGCACGAUCGCCUGCAGCCGCCCAUCCUCAAAUGUACCCCCACCCCUCGCUUCGUCCUUGCUACCCACCUCUGGCCCCCCUCUUGUGUCCCACCUCGCCUCCUCCACCUCUCGCCCCGGCCGAGCAAGUAAAAGUGAAGAUAGAGGAGCAAGCGACAACAACGCGAGAUGGCAGCUAGGAACGACAAAGAUGGUAGCAAAGAACGGCGGCGUGGCGAUGAACAACCAAGACGGCAGUGGCGGCAUCGACAAGCCAACUCCUGAUGACCCAUCCUUCCAUACAACCCACCCGGACAAUCCCCUCGCCCUCAUAUCUCACCCCACCUCCUGCCCAUCGUCCGCAGCCCCUCCUCACCUCACCUCACCCCAACCCCCAGCUCCGUCUACCACCCCUCCCUUCCAGCUGGGACACGGGUUGCUUUUGUUCACCACCCACCCGCUAAUCGGAAGCACGACCAGAGGGAAGAGGACAACCAAGGCAUAA
Molecule: messenger RNA, 630 nt
Organism: Cyclocybe aegerita
Lineage: Eukaryota; Fungi; Basidiomycota; Agaricomycetes; Agaricales; Hemipholiotaceae
Source: the annotation of a GenBank genome assembly